AUGACGGAAGUCUACACCUUCGGGCACAGGAUUGAGACCGCCCAGAAGCUGCUGGGGUCCACCCCAUACGACCUGCUCCUGAUUCGGAUCGGCGACUCCUUCUCCGGCCUCCUUCUCUUCGCGAUCGGCUUCCUGCUGCUCAUGGUCUCCUUCGUGAAAGAUCGCAAGUUCCAAAGCUUCUUCGCCAAGGGGUGCACGUUGCUCCACGUUUUCAUGGCGAUGUGGCGGUUCUACUUCAAGCAACGGGUGGAGGACCUCGCCUGGGACUGGCUGAGGCAGACGGUCGGUGACGUCGUGCCGGCGGCGUCUUGGGUUUAUGUUAAACCAUAA
Messenger RNA from Malus domestica (apple), 330 nucleotides. RefSeq lists its product as uncharacterized. The record is from RefSeq and is a predicted model, not a curated record. Lineage: Eukaryota; Viridiplantae; Streptophyta; Magnoliopsida; Rosales; Rosaceae.